Gastrolobium bilobum is the source of this 2184-nucleotide messenger RNA. RefSeq lists its product as uncharacterized. The transcript is spliced from 8 exons. Bases 1 to 2184 code for a protein of 727 amino acids. The record is from RefSeq and is a predicted model, not a curated record. NCBI's taxonomy places the organism in Eukaryota, Viridiplantae, Streptophyta, Magnoliopsida, Fabales, Fabaceae.
AUGGUUCGAAGGCAUAAGGUUGAGGUGGCAGCUAUUCUUGAACCUCAAGAGGUCUUUGGUUACUAUGGAAUAAUGAUAGGUGUCAGAUCUUCAAGCUUUUCUUUAUACUCUAGAGAAGAAAUUCAGAAGAGACUUUGGGAUGAUUUACUUCAGUUAUCAGAAGAUAUCUCGGUUCCUUGGUUAAUUGCAGGUGAUUUUAAUGAAAUUGUCUUUCCAAGUGAGAAACAUGGUGGUGCUCCAGUUGAUACUAGCAGAUGUAAUAAAUUUUCUUCUUUUCUAACUGAUAUAAAGAUGAUUGAUCUUGAAGGAAUAGGUUCUAAAUUUACAUGGCGAGGACCAAGAUUUCUUCAUUUAGAUAGAGUCUUUAAACGUUUAGGUCAAGCUUGUAGCAAUGCUGAAUGGAGGUUGAUGUUUCAUGAAGGCCAGUGGAAUAAAGAUGUGUUUGGUAAUAUCCAUCAUAAGAAGAACAGGUUGAUUGGUAGGCUUGAAGGUAUCCAGACGGCAAUUUCUGAGCAGAAUAAAAGCCAUUUGGAAAAGAUUGAAGGCAAGAUAAAGGGUGAACUUGAACAAGUUUUAGAACAGGAGGAGCUUUUGUGGUUUGAAAAACGUAGAAGGAGCAAGAUCUUGGAGUUGAAAGAUGAUGUUGGAAACUUGAUUAGAGAAGAUCACAACAUUGCACGGGUAAUAAAUGCUUACUUCUCUAAACUAUUUUCUGAAGAAAACCAUGAUCGUCCUUGGGUCCAGACUCUUUGGCCAAAGGUGGACGAUGAGACUGCUGUUAACUUAGGUGCUCCAAUUUCAAAAGAUGAAGUCAGACGAGCUUUCUUUUCUAUGAAAGAUUCGAAAGCUCCAGGGGAGGAUGGCUAUACCGCGGCAUUCUACAAAAAGAACUGGGAAUUUAUUGGUGAACAGAUUUGGAGAGAUAUCAAGUAUUAUGCAGAAAACCCUUCCAGCAUUGAGGAAGUCAACGGUACUCUGAUCACUUUGAUCCCCAAAGUUCCUAAGCCAAUGUAUGUUUCUCAAUUCAGGCCUAUUUCUUUGUGUAAUGUCAUUUAUAAGGGUAUGAGCAAGAUCAUUGUGGAUAUGCUUAAGCUUACAAUGGAGAAUUUAGUUUCUCCUUACCAAGAUAGCUUCGUGCCAAAUCGUCAGCUUCAGAAUAAUAUCAUAGUAGCAAAAGAGCCGGUUCAUUCUAUGGGGAGAUUUCCUGAUUGGAUGAUUGGUGUUAUAAUGGCUUCUAUAACUUCUAAUCGUUCGAGGGUCUUGAUAAAUGGUGUGGCUUCGGAUUGCAUAGUUCCUCAGAGAGGAUUUCGUCAAGGGGAUCCAAUCUCUCCUUAUAUUUUUGUCUUAUAUUUAGGCUCUAUUGUUAAACAAGGGAGAUAUAUUAAAGCAGACUAUGGAGCUAUCAAGGAUAGGAUACGUUCAAAACUGGAUGGUUGGAAAAGUCAUUGCCUUUCUUUUGCUGGUCGACUUACUUUGGUGAAAUCGGUCAUUGCUGCAAUCCCUUCUCUCCAUAUGCAGAAUGGUCUUUUACCAGUAAUGUUUUGUGAUGAAAUUGAGCAGAUACAAAGGGCUUUCAUUUGGGGAGAUCAGGAUAGCAGAAGGCGGGCUCAUUUAGUAGCUUGGGAUCAAAUGUAUAAACCCAAAGAUAGAGGUGGUUUGGGAAUAAUUAAUCUUCGACUCCAAAAUGAAGCUUAUAUUCAUAAACUGGCGUGGAAGGUGUUAACUAAAAAAGAUGAUUUAUGGGUUAAGAUUUUAGUAGCCAAGUAUGGUAGAGGUCAAGACUUAAGGAGAGGUAUAAAGGCAAAAUCAUAUGACUCUAAACUUUGGCGUGAUCUUGCUAAAUGUUGGAGUAAUUUCCUUGCUGGUCUUAGAUGGGAAAUAACAGAUGGUUCUGAAGUAAAGAUUUGGACUGAUAACUGGUUGGGAUGUGAGGAAAAUUUGCAGCAGUUGUCGAGCAAUCAGGUGCCGUGGGAGGAGAGUCAGAAAUCAAUUGCAGAUUACAUGGUGGAUGAUGGUUUCCAUCUUAAAGCUGUUCAUCAAUUUCUGGAGUCAGAUUUGGCUGAUGCAUGGAGAAAUUUGGAGAUCCAUGAAGAUCAUUUCUGUCAUGAUGAGCAAUCGCAGGCUUCAAUUUGGAUGUUUUGUCCAACAGAUUCUGCAAGCCCGAAUUUAUCAGCGCCGUGGUGA